CAAAGAAUCUUACGCACACAUAUAAAAUAGGGUUUUCGCAAGUCGCCGGUUGUAGUUUUAUUUACGCUUCGAAAGAAAGUAAAGUGCUAAAGAUUACUCAUUGAUAUUACGACAUAACGCUUAAAGUAUGAGUCUCAGGCAGUUUCAGAACAUUUCCCGCCAGGCCCUCAGGUGCUAUUCAAUCAGGCGGACCCUUGGCCCCGCCCUCGAGCUGAGUCAGGGUCAAAGGUCGGGGCUGCGCCUCUGCACCGUCCUUCUUCCCGUGAGCUGUGCGGCCACAUCCGCUUCCUCAGCCGCCUCCUCAGCCGCCCAGUACUCCACAGCAGCUGCCAUCGACAUGUCUGCUAACGGAGAUUACAAGAACGCCGCCUCGAUCUACGAGUUCACGGUGAAGGACACCCAUGGCAAUGAUGUCUCGCUGGACAAGUACAAGGGCAAGGUGGUCCUGGUGGUGAACAUCGCCUCCAAGUGUGGACUGACCAAGAACAACUACGAGAAGUUGACGGAUCUGAAGGAGAAGUUCGGCGAAAGGGGUUUGGUCAUCCUGAACUUCCCGUGCAAUCAGUUUGGAUCCCAGAUGCCGGAGGCCGAUGGCGAGGCCAUGGUGUGCCAUCUGCGCGACGCGAAGGCUGAUAUUGGCGAGGUCUUUGCCAAGGUCGAUGUGAAUGGCGAUAAUGCGGCGCCCUUGUACAAAUAUUUGAAGGCCAAGCAGACGGGCACUUUGGGAAGCGGAAUCAAGUGGAACUUCACCAAGUUUCUGGUGAACAAGGAGGGCAUUCCCAUCAACCGAUAUGCCCCGACCACCGAUCCCAUGGACAUAUCCAAGGAUAUCGAGAAGUUGCUGUAGACGUAGCUGUCCCAUGGAUAAAUGAAACCUAUAUCUUAUGGACUGUGUUUUUCGCGUAGCCUUAGCUUGUAACAACCGCCUGGCCAACAGAUAGUAUUUUGUGGCUGGCCACAUGCACCGCAUGUUAUAUAUACUAUAUAUAUAGUCUACUCUUUACUGGUUUUUGAUUAUUCCCACCCACAAAAACAUAAUAAACGCCAUUUGUGGUUACCACACCAACCA
Molecule: messenger RNA, 1069 nt
Organism: Drosophila elegans
Lineage: Eukaryota; Metazoa; Arthropoda; Insecta; Diptera; Drosophilidae
Gene: Gtpx
Product: probable phospholipid hydroperoxide glutathione peroxidase
Exons: 4
Coding region: 128-847 (239 amino acids)
Biological process (GO): response to oxidative stress
Molecular function (GO): glutathione peroxidase activity
Source: RefSeq, a predicted model, not a curated record